This is a messenger RNA of Gasterosteus aculeatus aculeatus (three-spined stickleback), 5415 nucleotides long. Its product is annotated as chemokine-like protein TAFA-5. Gene Ontology annotation, biological process: G protein-coupled receptor signaling pathway. Gene Ontology annotation, molecular function: receptor ligand activity; G protein-coupled receptor binding. Lineage: Eukaryota; Metazoa; Chordata; Actinopteri; Perciformes; Gasterosteidae. The record is from RefSeq and is a predicted model, not a curated record.
UGUUCUGUGGUAAACAGGUUAUUGUAACUAGUAGAGAAAGCGAGAGAGGGAGAGAGAGAGAUAGAGGGAGAGAGAGAGAGAGAGAGAGAGAGAAAGAGAGUGAGUGGGACACUGCAGAUCGCGCCGGAUCAUCAGAAAGGGGGCAGCAUCUUCUUCUUCUCCUGAUCAUCUUCCUUCUCCUCUCUCCACAACCGGGCAGCCGGGCACCGACCAGCCGACCCACGGGGCGACGUACCCGGGGGAUCAUGCCCGCAGAGCGGCUUCAGCCGGGCCCCGGUUCGGCUUUUCCACUUCUGGGGGGAUUUACGCGGACGGGCGGAAGGAGAGUCCCGGUGGAUCGGCAGCGCAGAGAGCUGUGAGUCGGAGUCGGUGAAACUGGAAAACUUCAUAUCUGUAGCAGAUUUGAGUAUUUUAAUGAACAUGGUGUCGUGGAGGGGAUCACCCCGGGCAUGUGCUGCUGCUGCCGACCGCCGCUGCGCACCGUGACGCGCCAGGGAGGGACCCCGGCGGCUUCACCUGGAGAGUCCGGGGAGGGAAAACAAAAUAACAUCUCACUACUUCAAAGAAGCUUCACGGUGGAUUUUGCUCGUGUGUGUUUUUAUAUCCGGGAGAUGUCCCCCAUCUGCGGUCCCUGUCUUCAUCCCGGUCGGACUGGAAUGGACGUGGCGCAGUGAGGACGCACCCGCCUGCGGAUAGUUUCGGACUUUCUGGUUCCCCGUGCGGCUCCCGGCUCUCCCUCAUGCAGCUCCUCCGGCUGGCCUGGGCUGUGACUGCCUCUGCGGUCUGCUUCCUGCUGCUCCUGAUCCUCCACAACCAGGUCCUUAGAGAAGGUCAGCUGGCGGCGGGCACCUGCGAAAUCGUCACUCUGGACCGAGACAGCAGCCAGCCGAGGAGGACCAUCGCCCGGCAGACGGCCCGCUGCGCCUGCAGGAAGGGACGGAUCGCCGGGACGACGCGAGCCAGACCGGCCUGCGUGGACGGUCGCAUCGUGUGGACCCGUCAGUGGUGCGAGAUGUCUCCGUGUCUGGACGACGAAGGCUGCGACCUGCUGGUCAACCAGUCGGGCUGGACCUGCACUCAACCGGGGGGGCGGGUCAAGACCACCACAGUCUCCUGACAGCGGCGGCGAAGACAGGCGCUUUCUGGAGAAAGACCGUUUCCCAUCGUCCAUCACCGUCACCGCAAAGGGCCGACCAACCAAUCACAAGCCCCCCUCAGAGCCAGGGACGGGCCCUCGUCAAUUUCUGUGUCGCGCUCGGGCCGACCUGAUGAAACUGCGGCCGGACUUUUCCUGGAAAUAAAAUGUUUAUUUUCCAGGAGAUGUGAUGCUGGAUGGACUUUUUGUGAGACUCAAAACUUUUCACAGACCAAAGAUGAGCCGACUAUGAGGUUUUCACCAUACAUAUGUAAAGAAAUGAACACGUUGUGAUAUUAUACAGUCUAUUGUAACUGAGCAAACAUGUGCAAACAUGUAAAUGAGUUUCUGUUGGGAAAUUCAUCUAUGUGCUGUACAUCAGUUGGGUGGAGAAGGUGAAAAAUGUCAUCCGCCAUUCAUGGUUGGAAUAAAACUAGCAAAAAACAUGAAAACGUGGCGGAAUUUAACUAUAAAGUACAACCAUAAACUCCACUUCAUUUAUUGGACGGCUACUUUGAAAACGGGCUCCUGCUGAACAGCUGAGGUUCCACCCUUUUCAUAUGAGAGUCCAAGUCCUGUUUCAUUAGGAAUGUUGAAAAAGUCACUGUUCAGUCAGCCUGAUUCUGUAGGGUUCUUUCAGAGAUAAAACCUUUGGAUUGUUAAAGGGUUCUUGGUAGAACCCCCCGGGUCGAUUCCCAAUGAACUCUUGAAAUAUAAAAAGCUUCUCAGUAAAAAAGAAACCUGGGUAGAUUCUUGUUAGCGCCAUUGGCAGGUCUAAACGCUUCUGCAUAGAAUAUCAGACAUGUGGACUAAACCAUUGCACCAUAGAAAGAUGCUUUGUAAUACCUCUCAGAUAGUUUUGGGUACAACCCUUUGUGUUGGUUUAUCGGUACAACCUUCUCAAGGGUUCAAUGUUGAAACAAGUCAAAGAAUUCUAAAUGGUUCUUGGAAAAAUAUUGUGGUCUGUUCCCACGAAGGAUUGCCUGUAGAACCUCUUAGGGGGUUCUCGGUGGAACCUUUAUGCUGGUCCCAUGGUAAAACCCUCAGAAGGUCCCCGCUCCAACCUUCACAAAGUUUUCAAACAGGGUUCUUAUUUGAGUAGAAACAAAAGUUUCCAUUAUGUUUCUACUUUGUUACCUAACUUUAGAAGACUUCAGUCUACAUAAUGGGUCAUGGGAACGAGCGGCGCCUCCUGGUGGACAGAUGUAUGUCUACGUCCAACUUCUAAUUUAUAUUCCCAAACUGUUUGGUGUCAGUUUGAGUUCUGGAUUAAAUUUCUCCUCCACCAGACUGCGUCAUGCCUCCACUCAGCUUUUACAUCCUCCGCUGCCACGUGGGGACGACAUGCCGUCGGCUUGGCAGGUUUUGAUGAAACGGGCAAAGAAUUUCACAAAAGAAGCAAAGCGGUCAUGUCUGUUUCAUGCGGUAGGAGAAGCAUUAAAUGUAUUUUCAAAAGCCUGAAGUUCCAUAUUUAACUAUUGUAUAAGUUGUAUCUUUAUCGCCCGAAGUUGGCUGGGAUGGACUCCAGCCCCCCCGCGACCCUGUGUGCAGGAUAAGCGGUUUGACAAUGGAUGGAUAAGUUGUAUCUUUGUAGAGAUGUUUUAUUUAGUACAUGUCUGACGGCAAAAAUACAGAAAAGUUUUUAUCCCACUUUCUGGUCAUCCUUUGUAAAAGUUUUCAAUGCACAAUUACCUUUUAAUACCAUAACUUUCGGUUUGCUGGUGAACAAACCUCAUUGGCUCGGUUGAAUUUGCAAAUCAUACAUUUCCUUCAGCUGUAAAUGACAAUAAGAUCCAAGUAAUUAAUUAACAAUUAAAUCAUUAGUUACAACAUAUAAAUCUUUUUCGUGAGCAAGUGGCGUUGAGUUUUCCUUCAGUUAUUGUAGUUUAGCAAAUCCCAGAAUGCAGUGCGUCUGUAGGUCCUUGCCUUAUUUGAGUCUCCGUUGACCAGAGGAGAUCCACUCAAAGUCUCUGUUUCCUCUGCCACUAUGAAGUUUUUCAUUCAACAGAAAACACCUCUGGGCCUCAUCUCAAAGGGUUUCUUCUCCUGCAUCAAACAAGUGUGCAUCAAGGUGUCUUAACCCCGUUCUUGGGCCUCUAUUGAACAUUCAUUUCCAUUCAAUUCUCAAAGUCAUCUUAUGGUUUUAUGGAAACCUUUGGAAGAAAACUGUGGCGUUUCCAUCACCUGGUGGUCAGAUGUUGGCGCUUUAGGUCCCAGUUCAAGCAUGGCUGCAAUCUGCCAAAUAUCAAAAAAGAGAAAUAGGCUUGAGAAGCAGAACGUGUUUUAAGAUAACGGCUGAUGCUGGCUGGGCUUCUUUCUGCCGCUUUACAAUAAAAGCAUUCAGCCGGAUUUGCAAACAAGCAAUCGGAAGGCGAGUGUAAUGAACCACACUCGCUGGUUACCGCGGCAACCACGUCACAACCCAAUCGACCGAGACUGAAGUCUGAAGGUUUACGGGAGUUGAAAAGUACUUUAGGGGGAGAGCAGUAAACACAGUUUCAAAAAUCUGCUCCCAUUAAAACAUUGAAAUGAGUUGAAGUGAAGCAAGCUGCUACGAUGUUUAUGACUAAAAGUGAGCGAUAGAAGACCACCACAGUGUAGGAUGUAUACACUAACACACUCAUGUAGGUGAUUUUCCAGAGACUUCUUAUCUGUCUGAAGGGUGUUAUGGACUCUGUCGUCUCCCGAUCAAAUAUAAAGCCUUCCGACAUUCUCCUGCUGAAUUCAGUGACUGAAUGAAUCCAGACCUCAGAUGAACUAAAAAUACUGAGCAGAAUGUGGGCUGGGCUCUCUAAGGCUUCAUUGCUCUUACACGCUGCUUUUUUAUUUAUUAACUUCAUAUGCUGGCCUAGUUCUCUCCCUCAGCAUAUUAGCCCACUUUUUACAACGAGAACAGGAAUUCACCAGAAGAUCACUUUAAUAAGGUGCAUUUCUUUUCUAUGAAUCUUGUGUUCUGAAUAUCUCAUUACUACUUCCUGCAGACUUCCUCAACAAAUACAGAACUUCACCCUCCCCACUAAAGCAAAGACCGUUAAAAUGGUCGUAAAAUGAGUUAAGAAAGUUUGCAGCAGCUCACCUUAAACCCCCCCCCCCGACAUUACACGACAUUGUGUAUUGUCGUGGCUGCAGGGAGUCGAGCUGAUGUCAGCAAGUCGUCAUGCUCCAUUUAACGCCACUAAAAGCCUGAAUACAUUCACAACUUCUGUUACGACUGCGGGCUCCGUGGACAGCAAGGUCGUCCUGCAACCAGAGGGGCGGCGGUUCAAUCCCGUUGUGUCCGAUGUGUCCUUGGGCAAGACACCUGACCUCCGGCAGCUGUGACAGCGCUGUGUGGACGUGAGCGUCCCGAUGUACGAUGGAUCACUGGAACAGUGCUGCAUUUAGCAGACAUAUGCGGUGUGUGUGUGUGUGUGUGUGUGUGUGUGUGUGUGUGUGUGUGUGUGUGUGUGUGUGUGUGUGUGUGUAACUGAAGGAAGGAGAAUAACCGUGAGUAUUUCUUUAGCCUCGGGGCUACUAAACCACCGUCACAGCCAAACUUGACAGUGUCUUUUGCAGAACAUGUUGUUCCAGAAGUGUGGUGGCUUAAUUAUAACUUAAUAAAACAUUCACUACCACAUAUAGACAGCUGGAGAAACCAUAAUUGUUCAGUCACAUUAAACUGGUGGACUAAUGUUCCCUCCCAUGUCUAUAAAAGAGAAGCACAGAAUGUAGAUAUAAGAAAAUAACAUUUAGUUCACACAUUCACAUCGCUAUCAGGAUGAAUUGGAAUAAAUGUAUCUGACUUGUUAUUUUGUGGAAUCUUUCAAAGGUCCAACGAGAAUGUGUGUUUUUUUUUACUCAAGGAAAAACAUGGCUUUGCUUUUUAUGGUCAAAUGACUCUAAUUGUAAUCAACGUAUUUCAAUUUGAUGUAUGUAUAUUUUAUAUAUUUUUUAAAGAGCCCGCCCUUUUCCAAACCGUUUCCACUAAUGGUUUCUCAGGUGGUUCUGUGUAACAAAGCAAUUUGUGGGUGGAAUUGCACCUAUUCAGAACGGAAUGCAUUGAACAGAUGCAAGUAUAUUAUCAUUGUAAAUAACAAUGUUCUCUUGUAAAUGUGUUAUAAUAUCAUGCCCCUCUCAUAACUCUGUUAUUCAUUCGUUCCUCCACCUAAAGUCGUCCUGAUGCGCGUGUCAUUAAAUUGGAAACAAUUGUAUUCUCUUAAUUACUUUUUUUGCGACACAAAGUUCAAAGAUGACAACGAUUUUGCCAGUUUGGUAAAAAUAAAAGUGCACCAUAUUCCCUG